Messenger RNA from Fusarium keratoplasticum, 903 nucleotides. RefSeq lists its product as uncharacterized. The transcript has a single exon. The coding region runs from base 82 to 903 and encodes 273 amino acids. The record is from RefSeq and is a predicted model, not a curated record. Lineage: Eukaryota; Fungi; Ascomycota; Sordariomycetes; Hypocreales; Nectriaceae.
UCACAAACCGUCACCCCCGCUCCCUGUAAAAAGAGGAGUCACCGCAGCGACCACGAGACUAGAACCACGACGCAGUCCAAUAUGGCCGACUCGAAGACAUCAUCGGAACCGAAACGAGAGAUGAAGGUGCUCGCGCUGGGUCUUCCACGCACUGGAUCUGCCUCCAUCGCCGAAGCCCUGGAAAUGCUGGGCUACCAAAAUGUCCACCAUGGAAUGAAGGCCAUCGACAAACUCGACGACUGGAAGGUCAUCAAUCGCGCCGCAGACGCAACAUUCCCCGUUUUGCCGACGUACACUGGGAAGCCAUUUUCCCGCGAAGAGUGGGAUGAGCUUUAUGGUACUUGCGAAGCCGGUACCGACAUGGCAGCUCUGUUUGCAACGCAGCUUGUCAAGGUCUACCCGGAGGCAAAGGUUAUCCUUGUCAUCCGGGACUUUGACAAGUGGUAUGCGAGCUAUAGUGGCAUCUUCGAUCAGGUGUGGAGUUUUCCCGCUGAUCUGGCUGUGAACUACGCCGAGCCGCUCAUCGGAUCCGAGACGGGCCAGGCCGCGAGAAAGGCCAUUUUGGGUUUUUUCGAGGCUAAAAACGUGGACGAGGCGCGAAAGAAUGUCCGUAUGGUAUAUGAUCGACACUACCGAGAGCUGAAGGAGAUGGUGCCACCGGAGAAUUUGCUCGUUUAUCGUAUGGGAGAAGGAUGGGGUCCAAUGUGUGAAUUUUUGGGUAAACCAAUUCCUGAUGCCGAGUUUCCUCGAGUGAAUGAGGGAGCAGAGUUUAGGGCUAGACUAUCGGCAAAGAUCAAGUCACAUAUUGUUGAAGGGUUGAAGGUGGCUAUGCCGUGGUUUGUCGGCGCGGUUGCUGUGGGGGCUGGAGUGACCGUGGUGGCCAAGAGAACCAGGUUGAUCUAG